CGGGGGGCGCAGAAAGCGGAAAUUUGCCUCCCCAACUCCGCAAAGUCCCUCCUCCCCGCGUCUGACCAAUAGCGCGGCGGCUGCCCCGGCCUAGGGCCCGUAGGAGCUAUAAGAGCCUCUCCGGACGCAACCUUCCCCCAACUCCCAUCCACUUCUCUGGACUCUGAGGGAAGCAGCGCGCCCAGCGACCCGGCGAGAACGGGGCGGCCGUGGCGAUCGCCAGCGUUUGCUUCCUUUGGAGACCUCGAAGUGCCCUGCACUUCCCCCUCCCUCCCUGUCCCCUCCCCCGCACCCUUUUCCUCCCUCCUUCUCUGGGCUCUGGCCGCCGACGCUUGAGUUCUAGCAGGGCGCGCAGCGACAGCAACCACCCGGAGCUGAGCCCCGACAGGCGGCCGGGCAGAACUCGGGGGGCCACCGGGGGCCACGAAGCUGGCGGGUUAAGGCACGCCUCUGGCCUCUCCCCCCUCCCCUCCCCCCAGCCUUCCCUGCCCUUGGCCCCCCCCCCCGGGCUCGCGAGUCCCGCAUCGUGGCCCAAGAGAUGAUGCAGGACGUGUCCAGCUCGCCAGUCUCCCCAGCCGACGACAGCCUGAGCAACAGCGAGGAAGAGCCCGACCGGCAGCAGCCUAGUGUGGGCGGCAAACGCGGGGGGCGUAAGCGAAGGUCCAGCCGGAGGAGCGGAGGAGGCGGCGCGGGCGGAGGCAGCGGCGGAGGCGCCGGAGCGGGCGGAGGCGGCGCGGGCGGCGGCGGCGGAGGAGGAGCAGGGGACGACCCGGGCAGUCCAGCCCAAGGCAAGCGGGGCAAGAAGUCGGCCGGCGCGGGCGGCGGGGCCGGAGGGGGCGGGGGCAGCAGCAGCGGCGGCGGCAGCCCCCAGUCCUACGAGGAGCUGCAGACCCAGCGGGUCAUGGCCAACGUGCGCGAGCGGCAGCGCACUCAGUCGCUUAAUGAGGCGUUCGCAGCGCUGCGCAAAAUCAUCCCUACGCUGCCCUCGGACAAGCUGAGCAAGAUCCAGACUCUCAAGCUGGCCGCCAGGUACAUCGACUUCCUCUACCAGGUCCUGCAGAGCGAUGAGCUCGACUCGAAGAUGGCCAGUUGCAGCUACGUGGCCCACGAGCGCCUCAGCUACGCCUUCUCCGUGUGGCGCAUGGAGGGAGCCUGGUCCAUGUCGGCGUCCCACUAGCGGCAGCGGCCGCCACUCGGCUCGGGCAGGCCGUGAGACCCAGAUGGCAUUGCUUCCAGAGAAGGAGAAAAUGAACAGUCUAGAGACUCUGGAGCGGGAUAAUUACAAAUAGAGAUAAGAAUUACAGAACGCCAAGGAUUGUCUUGAAAAUUGCAAGAACUAUUCUCAAAUCCAAAGCAUCCAAGCAUGGGGAGCCAUUAAGAGACCAGGGGCUUUGGACAAGGCCUCCCAGCUGGGCAGCGGGCAAGCCGUCCUCACACCUCUACAUUCUGAUAGAAGUCUGAAAGGUUGUUGUCGUUUUUUUUUUUAAUUUGACGAAGAAUGUUUUUUUUUUUAAAUUUUUAUUUUUCCAUGCAUGCAUUCUCAAGAGGUUGUGCCUGCCAGCCACAGAAAGGAAAGGUACUCCUGUGAAUGGGCUCCAUUUUAAAAUGGUAACAAUCAGAGGAAAUGAAAAGAAAAAUUAAAAAGGGGGGAAAUAGGCAAAAACAAAACAAAACUCUGGGCUCAAACUGUUUUACACACACCUGGCCCAGAUACUUCUCUUCUUUCUUUAAAACUUGUUCCUCUGAGGAAAAAAAAAACACAAAAAAACUAGACUAAAAAAAAAUCAAUCGACAUUCUAUUUAUUUAUUGAUGACCCAUGUUAAAAUGCAAAUAGAUCUGGUGUCUAAGUGCAUUCAUAUUUUUAUGAUUGUUUUGUAAAUAUCACUGUAUAUUAUUUUUCUGCAAUAAAUGAAUAUGAUUGAAGUUUUAAGAACCUUUAA
Monodelphis domestica (gray short-tailed opossum) is the source of this 1941-nucleotide messenger RNA. RefSeq names its product twist family bHLH transcription factor 1 (gene TWIST1). Gene Ontology annotation, molecular function: protein dimerization activity; DNA-binding transcription factor activity, RNA polymerase II-specific; RNA polymerase II transcription regulatory region sequence-specific DNA binding. Gene Ontology annotation, biological process: regulation of transcription by RNA polymerase II; developmental process. NCBI's taxonomy places the organism in Eukaryota, Metazoa, Chordata, Mammalia, Didelphimorphia, Didelphidae. The record is from RefSeq and is a predicted model, not a curated record.